AAACUCAACUCCGGAGAAAACUGUCAGAAACAGCUGAUUGGAUUUUCGGAAAAAGGCGGCGUGUGUGCGUUCGGGCAUCAUUCGUGCUGUUUCAUUCGAUAAAGUCGGACGUGUUUUGUUUAUUCUUUUGGAAAAUCAACAUUUCUAAACAUUUUCCGUGGUUCAGACACAAAGAAAACACGUGAAAAGUGUGGAAAAAAGUGUGAGACGUGUGUGAAAAUAGUGUGAGUGCAGAGGAAUGCUAGUGGAGUGAGAGGGAGAGAGCGAAAAUGGUGGGAUUUGUGGCGGUUCAUACAGGUGCUGGCAACUGUAUCAAUGAGCAGCUCUACAAAAAUGUCUGCAGAGACGCGUGUACGGCGUCAAUUGAGAUUUUGAGGAGUGGCGGAAGUGCACUGGACGCUUGUGAAACAGCCAUUACUCAUCUUGAGAAUUCACCAUCAACAAAUGCCGGAUUUGGCUCAAAUCUCACCUGGGAUCGUACUAUUGAGUGCGAUGCCUCAAUUAUGGAUGGACAGACACUUAAUUUUGGCGGAUGUACAAAUGUUUCAGACGUGAAAAACCCCAUCAAACUCGCCAGAUCAAUCUGUGAUCUUCAGUCCAAGACACUUGCUCAUGGACGAGUCCCACCGAUGGUGGUGAGUGGUGAUGGUGCUAGUAAAAUUGCCAAAGAACUUGGUAUUCCCCUUGUGGAGGAUUCCGAGGAAUUGAUCUCAGAGAAAGCUUUGCAUUGCUUCAAUCACUUCAAAGGUAAAAUUAACUCACGCGCAAUGACUAAGAAUACCACUCACACCAGUCCCCUUGAUACUGUGGGCGCCGUUUGUGUCGAUGGUGAUGGGAAUAUUUCUGCCGGAUGCAGUUCUGGAGGGAUUAUUCUCAAGACAUCCGGCAGAGUGGGACAGGCAGCAACAUAUGGUGCUGGAUGCUGGGCUGUGAGUGAUCGCGAUCGCUGUGUCGCCACAUGCACCACCGGAAUGGGAGAGUAUCUGAUGAAAACUCUCCUGGCCAGGGAGAUUGUCAACGAUCUCAUGCACUGUCAGUGUCCAGUGACGUCGCUUAACAAGACGUUCAAGGAAAAAUUCCUGGACUCACCGUACCUGAAAACACCAGAACCUCUCUUUGCUGGUGCCCUGACCAUUCUCUAUGAUCGCAGUAGUGGCACUGGUGACGUCUUGUGGAGCCACACAACUGCUGCCAUGUGCAUCAGUUACAUGGGAACAUCUUUCCGGAAGCCAAAGUUUAUAUGCUCAGAAUUGCCGACUAGUUGCAAAAGCGGCCGAACGACUGUUGUGUCUGGAAAACAAUUUACACUGCCAACCUAAGGUGACAUCCGGAUCCAGCAAUCCAGCUUCAGUAUUAUAAUGGCGAUUUAUAUGUGUGAGAAAUCCCUGGCAUUUUUUUUCUGUAUUUUCCUUGCUGACAAAAUGAUAAAAAUUGAAAUUCAUGCUUUUUGACUCUUCUUUAUAAAUUUUAUUUCUAGACGUGUAAGAUGUCUUUUGUACAAAAAAAAUUACUGAACGAUAAA
Molecule: messenger RNA, 1522 nt
Organism: Phlebotomus papatasi
Lineage: Eukaryota; Metazoa; Arthropoda; Insecta; Diptera; Psychodidae
Gene: Tasp1
Product: threonine aspartase 1
Exons: 3
Coding region: 270-1319 (349 amino acids)
Biological process (GO): protein maturation
Molecular function (GO): threonine-type endopeptidase activity
Source: RefSeq, a predicted model, not a curated record